Molecule: messenger RNA, 1390 nt
Organism: Mytilus trossulus (common blue mussel)
Lineage: Eukaryota; Metazoa; Mollusca; Bivalvia; Mytilida; Mytilidae
Product: putative nuclease HARBI1
Exons: 2
Coding region: 890-1390 (166 amino acids)
Source: RefSeq, a predicted model, not a curated record
GUAGAGCUCCAGGUAAAUUAUGAAACAGUUUUCGCAUACAAACCCAUUUCCACCUGUCAAAAUACUGUUUACUAAAUGACGUCAUGUAUCUAUAACAUUGGGAGCGAUAACGGGCACUAUUUUUGUUCCCGAUCCGGUUUCUUCCAUCAAAUAGUAAACCUAAUUGUUACACCUGUACCCGAUUAAAAAAGUAAAUAAACAUAUUUAACACAAAUCUGUAUAUUACAAUUGUUAACUUAGUCCGAGAUUGCUUUGACGUUUGAAUGCCCUUUUAUGGAUUUGCCACGGGUGGAAUAAAAAGCACUCCAAAGCAAAAACAUAAUUUUGUCUUUGUGUUGUUCUUUUCUAUCUCGAAAUCGGUUAUUAUGUGACACAUUUCUAGGAGGUUCCGCUUAACUAUAUCUAAAAGAUAACACAUGAAUACUUGGAUAAAACUUGGUUCGGGUACGCUCUAAAAAUAACAAAGAGAAAAAAAGCUGGAUUUGUUUACGCUAUCCAGAAUGAAUUUAGGGGAGGGGGAGGGGGAGUAUAAUUCUUGAUAACUAUGAAUAUUAUCAAAGACAGGUGAAAAUUGAAAUGACUUUAAGUGUAUAAUUAUGAAUUGACUUUACGCAAACAAAGAUGCAAUAAAGAUGAAAAAUUAAAUCUGUUAAUGUACAAGUCUUUAUGACAUUUAAAACAUUUCUUUUAAAUAUAGGUCUUGAUAGCAUUACGUUUCUAUGCUACUGGCAACUUUCUGCAAGUGUUGGGAGAUACUGUUGGAAUAGAUAAGGGAACUGCAUCUCGAGUAGUAAGAAAGGUAUCCCUUGCCUUGUCAGAGCUCCUCCCAGUUUAUGUAAAAUGGCCUUCCGAGGACGAGAAGAGAGAAAUAAAGAAUGAUUUCUACAAAAUGGCUGGCUUCCCUGGAGUAAUUGGCUGUAUCGAUGGGACACAUGUUUGGAUACAGCGCCCGUCUGAAAAUGAACCUGCCUUUAUAAACAGAAAAGGGUACCCUUCCAUCAAUGUACAGGCUGUUUGUGACAGCAAAGGAAGGUUCACAAAUCUAGUAGCAAGAUGGCCAGGCAGUACCCACGACAGUCAUAUGUUAAGGACCAGCAACCUAAGAACCGUUUUAGAGAGGGACAACAACGGUUUACAAAAUGGCAUUCUUCUUGGUGACAGUGGUUAUGCCUGUAAACCCUAUUUAGUUACACCAUACUUGAGACCAUCUGACCAGAGCCAAGAAAGAUACAAUGGUUCACAUUGCAGAACAAGAGUUACAAUAGAAAGAGCUUUUGGAUGGUGGAAAAGACGUUUCCACUGUCUACAUGGAGAACUUAGGAUGCACCCUGAGAGAGUCUGCACAAUAAUUGGUAUGAUAUCUUUAAAACCCGAUAAGUAUAGUGUCUAA